UUCUCUUCCAGGGCGCGCUGGUGUUGCGCGGCUUGUGUUUUCAUCGCUGCGUUUGUGCGUCGAUCACCGGCGCUGCCCGAGGCUGGUGUGCAGGGGCUGCCGGGCGCUAUGGGAGAGCACCAGGGCCGCCCCACGCCGUGCGGUGCCGCCAGGCCGACGAGCGACACGAGGUUAUCCUCUGAUAGCACAAAAUCUGACGAGGAGCCCCUCUUAAGAAAAAACCCUGGUCGAUUUGUCAUCUUCCCAAUCCAUUAUCCUGACAUAUGGAAAAUGUACAAGCAAGCUCAAGCUUCUUUCUGGACAGCAGGUUCGGUGGACUUAUCAAAGGAUCUUCCCCACUGGACCAAGCUAAAGGCAGAAGAAAAACAUUUUAUUUCACAUAUUCUGGCUUUUUUUGCUGCUAGCGAUGGAAUUGUGAAUGAAAAUCUGGUAGAGCGUUUUAGCCAAGAAGUGCAGAUCCCAGAGGCUCGCUGUUUCUACGGCUUCCAGAUAGUAAUAGAAAAUGUGCAUUCAGAGAUGUACAGUUUAUUAAUAGACACUUAUAUCAAGGAUCCAGAGAAAAGGGACUUCUUAUUUAAUGCUAUUGAAACAAUGCCAUGUGUCAGGAAGAAAGCAGACUGGGCAAUGAGGUGGAUAAAAGACAGGAAAGCUACUUUUGGAGAGAGACUGGUUGCUUUUGCCUCGGUUGAAGGAAUUUUCUUCUCUGGUGCUUUUGCAGCUAUAUUUUGGCUCAAGAAGAGAGGACUGAUGCCGGGUCUUACUUUCUCCAAUGAACUUAUUAGCAGAGAUGAAGGUCUUCAUUGCAACUUUGCUUGUCUGAUGUUUCAAUAUUUAGUGAAUAAACCUUCAGAGGAGAGAGUGAAAGAGAUCAUUGUCAAUGCAGUUCAAAUUGAACAGGAGUUUUUGACAGAGGCCUUGCCAGUUGGCUUGAUUGGAAUGAAUUGCACUCUGAUGAAGCAAUAUAUUGAGUUUGUGGCAGAUAGGUUACUUCUGGAACUGGGCUUCUCCAAGAUAUUUCAAGCAGAAAACCCUUUUGAUUUCAUGGAGAACAUUUCACUGGAAGGAAAAACCAAUUUCUUUGAGAAGAGAGUUUCGGAGUAUCAACGUUUUGCAGUGAUGGCUGAAACAAAUGAUAUCGUGUUUACUUUAGAUGCUGACUUCUAGUACUGCUGCCUUCUUUGGGAAAUGAAUCUUGUCGAAGUAUUCAUUCCCCACCUGAUAGCUGCAAAAGCUUCUAUUAGAAGUGGAGUAUUCUGGGAAUAUUUCUCUGACUUCCCUCAGUUGGCUUGUUCUCAUCACUAUAUUUAUUGCAAGUUGCAAUUUAAACUUUUUCUGUGUGUGUACAUUCUUUCUGUAAAAUCAUCCAACAUUUUACACUUACCGUACAUGCCGGCGUAUAAGAUGACUGGGCGUAUAAGACGACCCCCCAACAUUUCCACUCAAAAUAUAGAGUU
Molecule: messenger RNA, 1454 nt
Organism: Pogona vitticeps (central bearded dragon)
Lineage: Eukaryota; Metazoa; Chordata; Lepidosauria; Squamata; Agamidae
Gene: RRM2B
Product: ribonucleotide reductase regulatory TP53 inducible subunit M2B
Biological process (GO): deoxyribonucleotide biosynthetic process
Cellular component (GO): cytosol
Molecular function (GO): ribonucleoside-diphosphate reductase activity, thioredoxin disulfide as acceptor
Source: RefSeq, a predicted model, not a curated record